Melampsora larici-populina 98AG31 is the source of this 1193-nucleotide messenger RNA. RefSeq lists its product as uncharacterized. Gene Ontology annotation, biological process: retrograde transport, endosome to Golgi; phospholipid translocation. Bases 48 to 914 code for a protein of 288 amino acids. The transcript is spliced from 6 exons. The record is from RefSeq and is a predicted model, not a curated record. Gene Ontology annotation, cellular component: endosome; trans-Golgi network. Lineage: Eukaryota; Fungi; Basidiomycota; Pucciniomycetes; Pucciniales; Melampsoraceae.
AGCUCACUCAUCAAUUUAUCAAACUUCACAAGAACUAAACCAAAAAAAUGACUUGGCUCAAUACCCUAGCAAGCUGUGGGAUGGCCAUAGGUCCACCUCUGGUUUAUUUAGAUCAAUACGUUUCUAUACUCAAAAAACGUAAUUCAGAUGGAUUCUCCAGAGAAAUCUGUGGUGUACUUUUAAUCUCUAAUAUUACAAGAAUCUUUUAUUGGUUAGGAGAAAGAUUUGAAAUUGGAUUAUUAAUUCAAUCAAUCUUAAUGAUUUUAGCACAACUUGGAUUACUUCAAAUUUGUCUAAGAUAUGCAACUAAUCCAUCUCCAACAACAACAACAUCGAGAUCAAGAUCUAGAGAAAACAAUUUAGGAUCUCCAUCAUUAGAACAACAAUCACUUAUACGAAAUGAAUCGAUACCAGAAGACCUUCCAAGUCCGAUUGGCAUCAGUAAUCUAGCCUCAACCGCAGAAGAGAUGCCAGAACCUAUCUCAAGUUCAUCAUCCCAAGAAUCGAUUCGAACCAAGUAUUGUUGUAAUCUUUGGAAUUGGAGUUCGUUUGGAUUACACUGUGAAUUCCUUGCAGUCUUGGUCCUCGUCCACGUGAUCUUCUUUUUGAUUUUACACAACUAUCGUUGGUAUGUUGAGACUACUGGUUAUAUUGCCUUAGGUUUGGAAAGUACGUUACCUAUCCCACAACUCAUCACCAAUUAUCAACGUAAAUCACUCGUAGGAUUUCGAACAUCUGUCUUAUUAGGUUGGUUAGUAGGAGACGGCUUCAAAACCAUAUACUUUUUUCUUCAACCCAACAAUAGUCUUCAAUUCAAAGUAUGUGCAGUCUUUCAACUUUCGAUUGAUUUCUUAAUCCUUUUUCAAGCUUUGAUUUAUCGAAACCAAACUAAAAGAGAUCUAGAACUCAAUUAAACAUUUUAUCAACAUCAAACCAUCAUCAUCCUUGUUGUAAAAAAACAAAAUUCGAUUGCUUCAAAAAUCACUUUCAGAUCAAUUUACAAUCUAUAUCUUGAUUUUCAUAUCAUCAUAGACCACAUCACAUAUUUGUAUUCUUAAAAACUUGAUUCAUUCUGCAGUUUCUUUAUUUUUCUGAUAUUCUUACAUAUAUUGUUCUAUAUAGGCUAAGGCUGAAGGGGGGUUUUCAAGGUGGCAGUGUAGAUGAAUGUGUCAAUAUGAUCUUUGUUCAUCUUU